CAGCGCAGUCAGUUUGUUUGGUGUGUGGUGGGAUGAGCAACACCCCGAUUAACCUCGGGGCCAAAGCCAUGUCGCAGCCCAACUUGGUGCGCGGGCAGAGUGUCGAGAUCAACAUGCGCGCCAUCGGAGAUGCCACCAAGAACGGCGUGAUCAUGAUCGAGAACUUCAAGCACCAGGACGACUGGGUGUCCAACUCGGAGCGGAGCCGGUGCCACAUUUGCACCAAACCGUUUGGAGCGUUCCGUCGCAAGCACCAUUGCCGCGUGUGUGGCGAAGUCAUUUGCAGCUCAUGCACGUUGAAGAAACAGGUGAUGCUGCCGAUGGUGGGCCAAACCGAAGCCCGUGUGUGCGUCACGUGCAUCUUGGUGUACUGCAAGCCGAUGCAAUCUCAAAGCAGCAACCACUUUGAAGGGUCUAUGAUGUCUCCCGCGGCGUACUCGCUUCCGUCCAAUGGCAGCAGCUCGCGCGACGGCCGCGCAACCACGCGCAGCGACUUUAGCCGGCACAACAACACGCAGCUCCACUCUCCAGACGUCAUGGGCAGCGACGUCGACCCGUCCACGUACUUUACCGGCCAGCUCGACGCGUCGUCGUUUGAGUACUCGUUGGACUACGACUGGGAGCACCCGUGGCCGAAACCGCCGGUCCCGGCGGACGAGUCGCACCGGCUGGACGUCCUCCGCAGCUUUGACAUCCUCGGCACGCCGCAAGAAGAUGUGUUCGAUAUUAUCUGCGACCUGGUGAGCAAGUCGCUCAACUGCCCCAUCGCCGGCGUGUCCUUUAUCGACCACGACCGGCAGUGGUACAAGGCCAGCGUCGGGCUCAUCCAGGACGAAAUACCGCGCAACGUGAGCUUUUGCGCCCACAUUUUGUACACCAAGCAAUCGAUCGUCGUCCCCGACACGACCCUGGACAAGCGCUUCGAACGGAAUCCGCUCGUGACUGGGCGCGCCGGCAUCCGGUUCUACGCGGCAGCCCCAAUCAUCUCCCCCGCCACGGGGUUUGUGCUCGGCACUGUGUUUGUAUUUGAUAACCAUCCGCGCCCACGAGAUCAAGUGGACAUGGCCACGCUGGAGAAGCUGGCUGGCGUCGCCAUGAAGAAUCUCGAGGACCGCCGCGCGUCCGUCGCGAGCAGUAGCGCCGCCUUUGUCCACCGCGCGUCGAGCGCGACAGACAGGUUGUCCGCGGUGACCACCAUGUCCCACAAUCCUGACAACGUACACAGUCCCUACACGUCGGCGACGCCAACGUCCCAGAUCGCGACACCACAGGCUGCCACGUCACCUAGCUACACGGAGGCACCACCCCCCCCUACUCCAACGGCAGCUGUCUCUCCUUCGGCGGUAGCAACUACUCCUGUGAGUGCUACCCCAAUGGCGAGACCAAAUCCCGUGGAACCAGAAGUACAACCCCCGCAAGAUCUCCCUCCGACACCAACUGCAUCCGCCUCUGAGACAACUGCUGCAAGCAGCUCCGUGGUGCCUUCAGAGCCGCCCAAAAUGGAAGCGAUGCUCAUGAACCUGUUGAGCCAAACGACGAUGACUCAGCAGCAAUUAGCAAAACAACAAGGCACAAUGUACGCCACAAUAUCAGGCCAUAGUAGCCAAAUCGACAAGUUAGCACAAGCCGUGGCAAGAAUGGAAGCCAAGCUAGUCGGUGGCGCUCCGGUCGGCGCCAACACAGCUACCAGCAGCAGCACCAGUGAGCCCAAGCAGCAGCAGCCCGGUGAAAAAGAGUAGCGCGUAACGUUAUGGUUAGUAGAGAACAUAUUUUCAGUUUCCCGCGUGCAUGCACCACAGUCGAUUCCAUCAUGUAGAAAUUCAAGUGG
Messenger RNA from Aphanomyces astaci, 1828 nucleotides. RefSeq lists its product as hypothetical. The transcript has 2 exons. The record is from RefSeq and is a predicted model, not a curated record. Gene Ontology annotation, molecular function: protein binding; metal ion binding. Bases 33 to 1739 code for a protein of 568 amino acids. Lineage: Eukaryota; Oomycota; Saprolegniomycetes; Saprolegniales; Verrucalvaceae.